Molecule: messenger RNA, 313 nt
Organism: Trichoderma harzianum CBS 226.95
Lineage: Eukaryota; Fungi; Ascomycota; Sordariomycetes; Hypocreales; Hypocreaceae
Exons: 1
Coding region: 85-276 (63 amino acids)
Source: RefSeq, a predicted model, not a curated record
GUGUUUCCAGCUGCUGCUGAGCAUAUGUAAGCAGUCAAAUCCAAGAAAAGAACGGGGGACACGUCAUUGUAGUCAUGGCUUACAAUGUCUAGUUCAAUGCAUGAUAUGGUAUUCGAGUCAGUAGUUUGUCUCAUAGUACUCAGCCGCACAAAAGGAAGGACAGUGACAUACCUAGGUAAUGAAGGGCGUAAAUGUCUUUUUUUCUUUUUGCCUCUUUUCUUCCUUCACUCCUCUGUGGUUUCUUUUUUUCUUUGUCUUCUACCUGGUAGCGGGUGAAACUAUUGGGUAUCAAGCAAGGAUCCCAUCACGGCUC